GAACUUCUUUGCAGAAGAAUAUUUUCCCAGAACUAGAGGAUCAUGAGGAAACCAAGACUCAUCUGUUUAAUGCUAAUAGCUGUUGUGGGAGCGACUGCGAGCAACACACAGGAAUUUGAAGGCAAUGACGAGGAAACCGAAGAAUUCAUUUACAUGAACAGGUACAAGCGUUCCAGCGACAGCCAGGACAAAUGCACGUACACCUUCAUCGUACCUCAGCAGAGGGUGACGGGUGCCAUUUGCGUUAACUCGAAGGAACCUGAAGUUCUACUUGAAAACAGGGUAAAUAAGCAAGAACUACAGUUACUUAACAAUGAACUCCUCAAACAGAAGAGACAAAUAGAAACUCUCCAGCAGCUGGUAGAGGUGGAUGGUGGGAUCGUUAAUGAGGUUAAACUCUUAAGAAAAGAGAGCAGAAAUAUGAACUCUCGUGUCACACAGCUCUACAUGCAGUUACUACAUGAAAUCAUCCGAAAACGUGACAAUGCCUUAGAACUCUCUCAGCUGGAGAACAAGAUCUUGAACCAAACCGCAGAUAUGUUACAGCUGGCAAACAAAUACAAAGACUUGGAGCACAAGUACCAACAUUUGAUGUCAAUUGCCAAUAAUCAGUCGGUGAUAAUCGCCCAACUGGAAGAACACUGCCAGAGAAUGCCGUCGGUGAAGCCGCUGCCGCAAACCCCACAGCCACCAAAUAAAGUGUACCAGCCUCCCGCUUACAACCGCAUCAUUAACCAGAUAGCUACCAACGAGAUUCAGAGUGAUCAGAACUUGAAGGUUCUGCCACCUACCCUACCGACCAUGCCUGCAGUUACCAGCGUUCCGACGUCAACAGACAAACCGUCCGGGCCCUGGAGAGACUGCCUACAAGCGCUGGAAGACGGCCACGACACCAGCUCCAUCUACCUUGUAAAACCCGAGAACACGAACCGGCUGAUGCAGGUCUGGUGCGACCAGCGGCACGACCCCGGCGGCUGGACAGUCAUCCAGAGGCGGCUGGAUGGCUCUGUCAACUUUUUCAGGAACUGGGAGACGUACAAGCAAGGCUUCGGUAACAUUGAUGGAGAAUACUGGCUCGGAUUAGAAAAUAUCUACUGGCUAACGAAUCAAGGCAACUACAAACUGCUGAUCACAAUGGAAGACUGGUCAGGUCGGAAGGUGUUCGCGGAGUACGCCAGCUUCAGGCUGGAGCCGGAGAGCGAGUAUUACAAGCUGAGACUGGGACGCUACAACGGCAACGCCGGGGAUUCUUUCACUUGGCACAACGGUAAACAGUUCACCACGCUGGACCGGGACCACGACGUAUACACAGGUAACUGUGCUCAUUACCAGAAGGGAGGAUGGUGGUACAACGCCUGCGCUCAUUCAAACCUCAACGGAGUCUGGUAUCGCGGAGGACACUACCGCAGCCGAUACCAGGAUGGUGUUUACUGGGCUGAAUUCCGGGGCGGAUCAUACUCACUAAAGAAAGUUGUUAUGAUGAUAAGACCUAACCCCAACACAUUCCACUGAGAUCAUUCUUCUCUCGGUUUGCUUUCUGUUCAACCAUCACCUAACGCUAGGAUGUCGCUACCCGGAAUUGUCUGUUCAGAAGGGAGGAAUGUAAGAUACUGUACAUUUAUUGCUAAGAUGUGA
Eurypyga helias (sunbittern) is the source of this 1635-nucleotide messenger RNA. RefSeq names its product angiopoietin-like 2 (gene ANGPTL2). NCBI's taxonomy places the organism in Eukaryota, Metazoa, Chordata, Aves, Eurypygiformes, Eurypygidae. The record is from RefSeq and is a predicted model, not a curated record. The transcript has 4 exons. The coding region runs from base 43 to 1512 and encodes 489 amino acids.